Messenger RNA from Meloidogyne enterolobii, 363 nucleotides. The record is from the annotation of a GenBank genome assembly. NCBI's taxonomy places the organism in Eukaryota, Metazoa, Nematoda, Chromadorea, Rhabditida, Meloidogynidae.
AUGGUCAUUUUGCUUUCACCAGAGCCUAAUGGAACUUUACUUGCAACAAUUUUUGAUGAUAUUAAUAAAACAAUCCCAGCACCCGAUGCUCCCAGCUUAAUUUAUCCACUUUCAAACCAGUCAAAUGCUGCACAACCUGGCACGUCUACUUCUGAUGUUGCUGCAAUACGCGAUUCUUUAAACAAUUAUCGAGCUGCUGCUAUCUCUGGUGUACUUUCAUUAGGUCGUGCUAGUCUACCUGCCGCUCUUUCUCUCAAUUCAUCACUCGAGAAAAAGGAUCAAAAGAAGCAUAAAGUUAUUGCUUUUGUAGCAAAAUGUCGACGAGUGUUUCAGCAAAAUGUCGACAAAUGUUUCAGGCAUUAA